CCUGGCCACUGUGCUUCUGCUUCCACUUCUGCUUGCUCUUUGAGUUCUGCUGAUGUCAAAAGAGCUUUAUAAAUGUGAUGAUUGAUUGAGAUGACAAGACAUCAACAAUGAAGAAGUACAUAAUCAUGGCAGACGCCUAACAAGAGAGACUUGUUAGAUUUUAUUACACACUUUUAAGCCUCUUAGUCCCGCUAAUUCUCCCUGACUGUGGGCUGUGGCUGGCAGGUGUUUACUCUACACAGCAAUGAUGGCUUAAUCCCCAUGUAGGCUAUGUGGUUCCUCAGAAUCGCACCACUCCAGAAGAAUUUGACGGUCUUCCCAGUGAAGGAAUUGGAACUAUGGAGGAGCUACUACUGCCCACUGAACGCGAGGAGACGCGCUCCAACAAUAGCUCAUAUUCUCCAAGAGGAGAAACCAUGUACCAACGUGUCAAUAGAUUUCUCCAUGGGGCUUUUGUUGAUGACUUGAAACAGUGGUUAAGGGGCUACGUGAAGCGCAACGGCUUGCUGACGCUCUCGGUUUUUGCCGUGGUGACGGGCUGUGUCCUGGGGGCUGUGUUAAGAGGGAGCCAUCUCUCUACCCAGGCUAAGAUAUAUUUCUCGUUCCCUGGAGAGCUUCUCAUGAGAAUGCUCAAAAUGCUUAUCCUCCCCCUCAUCACAUCCAGUUUAAUGUCAGGCCUGUCAUCCAUGGAGCCCAAAUCCUGUUGUCGUGUGGGUGUUCUCACUGUGACCUACUACCUGUGGACCACCUUCAUUGCGGUGGUGGUGGGUAUCCUGCUGGUGAUCAUCAUCAAGCCUGGGGUGGGCACUGAGAUGGACAGCAUCAGGCUAGGAGGAGGGCCCGUCAUGACUUCUGCUGAUGCCUUGCUAGAUCUCAUCAGGAAUAUGGUUCCUUCCAAUCUUAUUGAGGCAACAUUUCAGCAGUACAAAACAGAUCUGGUUCCUAUCCUGAAAGUCUCCAGGGUCACAGUGCAGCCCAACUUUGUGUACGCCAUACCUGAUGAAAGUGACCCCAGUGGUCAGACGGUGUCCCUGGAGCUCACUCCACCCCCUGAGAUCCACUACAAGACCAGACCUGGCAACAGCCAACAGAUGAAUGUGCUAGGGAUCGUCAUCUUCUCUGCCACUAUGGGGCUGUUACUGGGGAAAAUGGGCGAAAGAGGAGCACCACUAGUCAACGUGUGUCAGUGCGUCAACGAAUGUGUCAUGAAAAUCACCAACACUGCUGUUUGGUAUUUUCCAUUUGGGAUCAUAUUCCUCGUAGCUGGAAAAAUCCUGGACAUGCAGGACCCAUCUAAUCUUGGGAAGAAGCUGGGCUGGUACACCAUCACUGUUCUGGCCGGGCUGUUUGUUCACGGCCUCAUCCUCCUCCCCUUCUUCUACCUUGUCCUGACUCAGAAAAACCCCUUCACUUAUAUCAGAGGCCUGCUACAAGCCUUGGUCAUAGCACUGGCCACCUCCUCAAGUUCUGCCACUCUACCCAUCACUAUGAAGUGCUUGCUGGAGAACUGCAAUGUGGAUCGGCAGAUAGCACGCUUUGUGCUGCCUGUGGGGGCCACCAUCAACAUGGACGGAACGGCUCUUUAUGAGGCCGUGGCGGCCAUCUUUAUUGCCCAGGUCAACGAUUAUGAGCUGGACUUUGGCCAGCUGGUCACCAUUAGUAUAACAGCUACAGCUGCCAGCAUAGGUGCUGCUGGGAUUCCCCAGGCUGGCCUCGUUACCAUGGUCAUUGUCCUGACAUCAGUGGGUCUGCCGCCUGAUGACAUCACCCUUAUUGUGGCCAUCGACUGGGUGCUGGACCGAUUCCGAACCAUGAUCAACGUGCUUGGAGACGCCCUGGCAGCAGGAAUCAUCGGCCACUUAUGUCGGAAAGACUUUCCUCGCGGUGGUACUUGCAAGUCUCAGCCUUCAUACGGCACACAGAACAAACACAACUUGCACGACAUGCAGAAUGGCAUGCCACUGACCGAGUUGCCUUUGCACAAGCAAGACUGUUGUUAUGAGGUGAUGGAAGACACAGUCAACGAGAGCCCCACUAUAUACUACAAUAUCUGUCAAGUUUAACUCCUGGGAACAAGCUAACCUCAAAUGCUGGACAUUUUUGGAGCGCUUUUCCCCCACCUCUGCCAUGAAACAGUAUUAAACUGCUGUCAUCUACUCCUUUUUUUGUGACUUAACUUUAUGUGACUGAACAUUUUGUUCCACUUUGAUGGUGACACUGCAAGGGUCAAAUCAGUGUUUUCCACAAAUAUUUUUUUAAAUAUAUUUUUUAACAGUGAUGAGUUAGGAAUUGCCCCAUUCUACCACUACCAUCUUAUGUGGUAUUGACUAUGGCUAUUAACUCGGCUCAUCCAACAUCAAGUGGAUUCCCUGGAUGUUUUUAUUUGAUUUAUUAUUGUUCUCUACUGAACUGUUCCUCAUCAUGAUCCAUGAGUUUAUAAUUUCAUCCAUUUUGAACAACUUUAUUGGGAGUUGUAGUCUAUGUGCGUUGUUGAUUUGUUUGACAAGCACAGGAAGUAUUGUAUGGUCAUAUUGUACAUUCUGGGUCAAUUGCAAUGAACUCAUAUUUAACUCAACUAAAUCUUCCUUUUAAUGUACCUAACAUUUAGUGGCAGUUUCAACCAUCUCUAAAUGCAAUAAAGUACAGGGGAAAAUGCUGUAAAAUUCAAAACACCUCCUCUGAUUAUCUUUGUAUAUGAGCCCACUUUAUUAAUAUUCAUAGACUUUCAAAAAACAAAAUGUAGUGUUGCCUUAAAUAAAAUAUUUAAUUUAUCAUCUACAGAGACACCAACCAUUUCGUCUGCCAACACAUAAGAAAACUAACAUACCAUUCCUCCCUUAAUCCUAGCAACAUAUUACUUUAGGAAUAACAUUGUUUCUUCAGAUUAAUUUAUAGUACAUAUUUUGAUAAACAUAUUUCUGAUGUUGAUAUUAAGUGAUUUCUGGUCUAUUUAUAUUUUGCUAUAAAAUGCAACAUCAACAUGGACUUGAGUUCCUUCCCACUGGGCACAAACUGAAUUAAUCAACAUUGUUUCAACAUCAUUUGUCAACAUAUUUAGACAUGGAAUCUCCAUGUAAAAUACAUUUCAUUUGAAAAAAGUCAACGUAAACUGUUUUGAGGGUGAAAUUUCAAUUACAAGAUUAUGUCAUCAUGGGAACCAAUUUUCAACCUUGUAUAGAAUUUGUACCUUUGAACAAUGUCAGAUCGUCAUCGUUAUAUCCACUAUCAGAGAGAAAAAACAAUAGGCUGGGCAGCACCUCCUACUGGAUAGUUGAUCUAUCUACAGCUAUCCAUUUGGUCUCCCAUCCAGGGUUUUAACUAAAACCAGCCCUGCUUAGCAUUGAUAUUGUUUACUGACUACUACCAAUGUGCUAUCUUGAGAAUUAUUUUUGAUACCUCUUUAUAUCUGGUUCUAUCGAAGUCAUACCGAAGGAUUGAUUUAGCAGAGCAAAUUAAAUGUAACCAUACUUUAUAAGUCGAAUAUAAUCAACGAUACUAAACUGAACAAGAAAUAUCAACGCAAAAUGUAAAGUGUAGGUCCCAUGUUUCAUGAGCUGAAAUAAACUAUCCCAGAAAUUGUC
Molecule: messenger RNA, 3581 nt
Organism: Oncorhynchus keta (chum salmon)
Lineage: Eukaryota; Metazoa; Chordata; Actinopteri; Salmoniformes; Salmonidae
Product: excitatory amino acid transporter 5-like
Exons: 11
Coding region: 339-2063 (574 amino acids)
Biological process (GO): L-glutamate transmembrane transport
Cellular component (GO): plasma membrane
Molecular function (GO): glutamate:sodium symporter activity; neutral L-amino acid transmembrane transporter activity; L-glutamate transmembrane transporter activity
Source: RefSeq, a predicted model, not a curated record